CGUGGGUGGCAAUUUUAGGAAGUGACAGGCCGCGGGUGUGACAGAAAGACAACAUGGCUCAGCAAGUAGUAAAACCCGGCCACUAAAAUAAAAGAUUGAAUUUCAUUAGGAAUCGGUGCUGUUUGUGGAGACAAGGUUACUGCGGGCUAAUACACCUCAAUCUUGAAGGCUUCCUCUCGUUUGGGGCUGCAACCUAAGGAUAACUGAAGGAUUUUUAAUUGUAACUAAAGGCGACCGUAUUUCUGAUGAAACAUUGCCCUUCAUGCAAGGCCUGCAAUAGAAUGCGAAUGUUUUGUAUCCUUCCUCCAGAAUUCGAAUCCAGGGGCCGGAUUCCAAGUGACGUCACCGCCAGCCGGCCGCCAUCUUUCUGACAGGCAGAAGGAGCGGCGACUGCUGGCGGCCGAACCUGGAAGAUGCCAGUCUCCUGCAGCGCACUGGACUGCAAGAACCGCUUCAAGAAAGGGAGCGGUAUAACUUUCCACAGCUCAAAUAAAGAAGAUGACCUUUCAAGGGGUUUCAGAAAAUGACGCACACUCAAAUAAGAAUUGCAUGAAUUUCCUAUUUCAAGGCCUGACCUCAUGGCAAAAUGGCUGAAAGCUGUAGCACGGGAAAACUGGAUGCCAUCACCAAGAGCAACUCUCUGUAGUGACCACUUCACAAAAGAUUGUUUUGAGGAAAGGAAUGAUAGAAGGCAUUUAAAAUUCUCUUCCAUUCCAACCAUAUUUCCACCUCCGAAAAACAAGAAUACAAGCUCCCGAAGGCUACAUAAGGCAAAAGCUUCUGGUGAACAUUAUAAGAGAACCUCGGAGGUCCAGGUGUCGCAUUUGCCAUCGCAAGCUGAUUCAGUUGAUGAAGCAUUUCACCAGCCAACUGAGCCAGCAAAAAUCACAGAGUUACAGUCUACUUUAACUACAGAGACUCUUAAUACAGGGAGACUAGCUCAACUAGCAGCUGCAGCAGUCCUGAAUUUAGCAGAAUUUUCUCAAGUAUUGGAAGUUCCUCUAAAACCUGAAGCAGAGUCUUCAGAAGUCCUCACACUGUUUAACUGCAGUGCACAAACUCAAACAUGUACAACAGAUGCAAAGAUGGAAUCAGUUUCAAGUGGGUUUAUAACAGUUCAUUCAGAGGAACAAUCUCAAGAUUCAGCUGCAGCUCUGUGUUCAGAUGCCUUCCAUUGGACAGCCAAUGUACCUGAAGUACUAUCGGAUACAUCUACAGCACUGGUGAGUUCAGUGGAUGUACCUACAGUGUCUGCUAGUAUUUUGCCCUGUUUAUUUACAACAUCUACAGAUAUAACAUCUGAGCAAGUAACAAUAUCAGAAGAAACUACUUGGAUAUCUACAGAAGUGCUUAUCCCAGAAACAGAAGCCCAUCUAUCAACUCGAGAUCUGGCUUCUGAAGAAGUGCAAUGUUCCUCUGAGACUGUGCUUUCUUCUCCUGAUGAUCAAGAUUUGUCAGGAAUGACAUUUCCCCAGGAUCACAGUUACUUUAUGAGUCCCUGUCCAGAUAUCAUCAGGAGAACUCUAGAAAAGAAGCUUGCAUGGGAAAGAAAGAAGAAUGAAGAACAUAGGCAAAAAUUCAGAGUACUCCAGCAAAAACUGAAAAGAAAAGAGCAGAAAAUUGACAGUCUCACUAGAAUUAUCAACCAGCUGAGAGAAAAGCAUGAUGAACAUGAAAAAGAAGAAUUGGACCAAACACAGCAAUGUCACUGUACUGGAGGAGUUUCUGCAGAACAUGUGGCUGUAGGAGCAGACAGUCGGUAGCCGUGUGUCUAAAAAGACAGAUGUCAGUCUGUACUUCAUUGACAAAGGAGAUGCUUAGAAAGAUCUGCUCCUCUAUAAAGGAAAAUUGGAACCUCUACAGAUUAACCUAAUUCUAGAUUACAACAUGAACAUGUUUUGCUCAGUUGCUAAUCACAACAAUAAAACCUAUUAUAUGUUCUGAUA
Carcharodon carcharias (great white shark) is the source of this 1946-nucleotide messenger RNA. RefSeq names its product THAP domain-containing protein 3-like. Gene Ontology annotation, molecular function: sequence-specific DNA binding. The record is from RefSeq and is a predicted model, not a curated record. Lineage: Eukaryota; Metazoa; Chordata; Chondrichthyes; Lamniformes; Lamnidae. The transcript is spliced from 5 exons. Bases 579 to 1763 code for a protein of 394 amino acids.